AUGAAUGAAAACAAGUACGUCGAAGUGACAAUUAUCGAUUCCCCUGCAAAAAUGCCCACUUCUGACAUUGAAUGUGCGCGUUCUGCAAACACCUUAAGUACUAUUCACGAAUGCGACAGCUUUAAGGAUUCCAAUUCGCGCGUUAGAAAUGGCAUUCGAAGGAGCAUUGAAAAUUCUGAAACCUUGAAAUCGAAUAUUAAAAACGAGUGCUUUCCAUCUUCGAAGCAAAAAAUAGAUUCACUUCGAAGCGUGAAUCAACCAUUCGAUAUCGAUCUGCUUUUGAGAUACUACGCGUACAAUUCUGAUAUGGAAAAAUCGAUUAGGAAAGUGUUUGAAAAAACUGAUGAAAAAUUUAGCAAGGACAUUGAGCGAGGUCCUUUAGUUGAAUUAGGAGCAGUUUACAAAAUUAUUGAAUUACUUCAACGAUCGUCCUCUGAAAACGCUUGGCUGUUCGCGUAUCGAUUUCAGGAAACUUUAAUUAAAUUACAGGCUUUGAUAGGUCGCUACAACAGCAAAGAAUUGGAACAGAUUCUCUCGAGCGAUCCAUCGAUGAAAAUCUGUAAAUACUGUGGAGUGAUCAGUUGCUCGAAGUCUAGAAACGUUUCCAUCGAGCAGCGACAAUCACCGCCCAGAACUUCUUACUUUCUGAACACGCAAGCAAUAUCGAACAAUGACGCAAAAAUGUACAGAGAAUUUGAAAGGAAUAGUCUCAGAAAGAAACGAGAAACGGAAGAAAUUAGAAAAUGUUUCGAUACGCAAAGAAAUUUCAGUCCUAUUUCUAAACGACACAAAAAUAUCAACAAAGACCGUAGCUCGAGAGAAGGGAGUUUAACUUUUAAACAGAGGGACCAGCCACGUUCAAAUAUUCUUCAGCAAGUUGAGAUUAUGAUUGCCGAGCGUGAAAAUGGUGACGAAACGCAAGAAAAAAUACCCACUAUGCAAAGCACAGCUAGCGAAAGAAAUGCGAAAGGAGAUAAAACUCGAGCACUUGACAGCGCAAAAUCGUCUAAAAUGGAAUCACAGGACCGCGUCGACGUCUCGCAAAUUACAAAGCUAUCCCGUUCAGAGGAAGAACAAUUGGAAAUAAAAAAAAAUGAUAAAAGAAAAUCGAACUCUGGAACGACUGGACGACUGAAAACUAAUUCCAAUUGUAGUACUGUCGAUUUUCCAAGCAGUAUCUUGCGUGCGAGAGCCUUCGAUCAAGAACAGACGAAGAAUUCAUCUCAGUCGUCCAACAAACAAAAAGAGCAUAAAAUGCCACGAACCAGUCGCCAAAGUGGCGACGAAUUCGACGAAAAAGUGAUAAACGACAUCUCGUACGUAAAAUCAAAGUCAGGGCUGAACGACUCUAGAACGAACAUAUGUCUAGACGCAAUGCAAAAAAUUGGGAUCAAACAAAAUCAAUCAUCGAGCCCUGUUAACACGGCUUCGAUCAUUGAUAGAAUGGCAUAUUUGGCACGCGGCUGCGUCGAACCGUCAGAGGCGAAGAAAAAGGAAUUCGUUUCGCAAUUUGACGAUAGAGCUUGGGUGCAAUCUAAAUACUCCAACGAUAUGGACACCUUCGCUCUGCACGCUAGUCGAGAUUACAAUCCGCAAUUAGAGUCACCGUACAGGAUGCACAAACGAGAAGAGACCAACAAGGAUAAACACGAAGGUCGAGAAACUCUACCCAAAAAUUACGCAGAGCGUUGGCGAUGGAUCGAAUACAAAACAGGAUCGAAAAACAGUGGAAAACUUGGAAGCAUCUCGUGUUUAAUGGAGAACGACUCGCUGGAGAAUUUAACCAAAGCGUCGAGCUCCAUGGCGCGGUCUGGCCAAAGCGACACCACAGCCUUCAGUUCCUCCUCUGCAGAGAAUCUGAUACGCGAAUGGGUGAAUCCCCCGCAAAGAAUGAAUAAAGAAAGCAGUGUUCACGAGGAGAUACGUAAAAGAUCAGAUGCAUCGAAGCAUCUCAUGUUUGGGUUAAACGUUGAGUCUCGACCAUCCAAGUCGGACGAAAAGUCCAUACACUCUAGGCAGAUGUUCAACGAGCAACGUAAUUUGCGAAACGAGAAUUCUUACAAAACGCGGCGUCAAGAGAAUCAGGAGAAAUUUAUUUUUCCAAUUGGACAGACUACGUCGAAUGUCCCUAGCGAGAAUUCGAAGCUUACGAACCAGAAGUUCCUCGACGAUGGGACGAAGUCAAAGAUUUCCAAGAAACUUGAAAGCGUCAGAUGGAAGAAGUUUAGGAUGAAACAGCUUUUUAAAUCUUUGACGUCGAUGAAAUCGACGAAGUCCGUCAAGUCUAACGACUCGAGCGCCAAGCUGUCGAACAUGUCCAGCAAUAAUUCGAACGAUUCUUUCAGAAAUAUCACCAGAAGAAUCAAUUACAACGAGAGUUCCUUCAAAACUAUAAUGGAUAGUAGGUGCGAGAAAACAGCGAACACGUUAUCGCUUUAUCGUCGAAUUCUCGAGAACACCGAAGGAAUGGACUGGGAGACUUUCCAGCGUUUUGUGGAGAACUUGCACGAGAGUCAGAGAGAUCUGUGGCGGGAUAUUUGCAACGCUAUUAACAGAGAAGCGAAAAGGAUAACCGAUAAGGGCGACGGCGUCACGGAGGUGUGUAUAGAGAUCAGUUCCGUUCCCCGCGACGGAACAAAGAGCGAGGGAAGAACGCGCAGCGACGAGAUCGUGUUCGAGAUGGACAUGACGCUCAGGGACGUCGAGGGCUUUCUCGAUAGCCAGCUGGUUUCCACCGAGAAAGGCCAGCUUGACAACCUGAAGAGAGCCAGCCAAGUUAUUAGAGUUCGAAAUGAUGACGUUUGUAAUACUGAAGUGGUCUCCGAGUGUGCUGAGUAG
Hylaeus anthracinus is the source of this 2838-nucleotide messenger RNA. RefSeq lists its product as uncharacterized. Bases 1 to 2838 code for a protein of 945 amino acids. The record is from RefSeq and is a predicted model, not a curated record. Lineage: Eukaryota; Metazoa; Arthropoda; Insecta; Hymenoptera; Colletidae. The transcript is spliced from 2 exons.